AUGCAGGGCUGCACCACACUGAGCCGGCCUCCCCUGGGCCUGAUCCUGGUCUGUCUGUGUCUCCCAGGCCUCUUUGCCCGGAGCGUUGGUACAGCAGAGGAGAAAGUUUCCCCACGCUUGGGGACCAACUUAGCCCUCCUGGGACAACCUUCCCUCACAAGCAUCUCCCACUCUGGACAGCCUCAGUCCAAGCCAGAUCCAGUGUCUAAUGACAUAGUGGGGGCUUUUCCAAGGCUCAAUGUGUCCCCACCGGAUGGCCCCCUACCUGUGGCAGGCCUUGAGGAGCAGAGCUGGCCUCCAUCCCGGGGACCGCCCACCAUGGAGUCCUGGCUCUCUGAGGACCCUUGGCAGGUGAUGGCUGCUGAGGACCAGUUGGAGCAAGUGCCUCCCGAAGGCCUGUCUUACCUUUCCAGUGGUCACCCUGCUGGGCAGCCCUCACCUGAGGCUUCCCACCCCCACGACUCAGAGCCUAGACGGCUACCUGUUUCCAGUCCACUGGGAGCCCAGGGAGACAUCUUUGCCCAGCGUCCAUUCUGGUCUCUCAUCCAUAGGCUUCUGCCUGGUCUCCCCUGGGGGGUCUUAAGUCCCAGUGUAUCUUGGGGAGGUGGUGCUGGAACUGGAUGGGGAACAAGGCCCAUGCCAUAUCCUUCAGGAAUCUGGGGUAGCAAUAGUCAAGUCCCAGGUACUAGCUGGGUGGGUAAUGGCCAGUACCCAGCAGGCAGCUGGGGAGGGAAUGGCCGGUACCCAGCAGGCAGCUGGGGGGGGAAUGGCCGGUACCCAGCAGGCAGCUGGGGGGGGAAUGGCCGGUACCCAGCAGGUAGCUGGGGGGGGAAUGGCCGGUACCCAGCAGGUAGCUGGGGGGAUCUGCCCAUCUAUCCACCUAUCCAC
Molecule: messenger RNA, 888 nt
Organism: Nannospalax galili (Upper Galilee mountains blind mole rat)
Lineage: Eukaryota; Metazoa; Chordata; Mammalia; Rodentia; Spalacidae
Gene: CUNH6orf15
Product: chromosome unknown C6orf15 homolog
Exons: 3
Biological process (GO): extracellular matrix organization
Cellular component (GO): extracellular matrix
Source: RefSeq, a predicted model, not a curated record